Eimeria mitis is the source of this 1311-nucleotide messenger RNA. Its product is annotated as SAG family member. NCBI's taxonomy places the organism in Eukaryota, Apicomplexa, Conoidasida, Eucoccidiorida, Eimeriidae. The transcript is spliced from 5 exons. The record is from RefSeq and is a predicted model, not a curated record. Bases 1 to 1311 code for a protein of 436 amino acids.
AUGAGAAAGCUCAGUUCAGUUCUGGUGGUUGCUACCGUGCUGGGGGCCGCCCACGGAGUGGAGAGCGGCAGCUCGGAUCAAAAAGGGUCGGCAAAGUCCGUCGACUGCCUUGCCGACUUCAACGCCGCUCGAGAACGAGCAGGUCUCGAAGCCUUCAUCGCAGAGACGGACAACGAGAAGAUAUUGUCGACAGGCGAUGAAACCUAUAUAGGAAAGAUUUGCUCUGCCAUACAGGAGGCAAGCGACCUGCAUUUGCGCCACCAUUGCCGUAAACGCUCUCGGUGUGAUUGUCUGCUCAUAUGCGGAAAAGUGGUUAAUGUUACGGAGGCAAAUACCAAGCGCGAGGGCACCUAUGCCUACGCGCCUGAGACAGGCCCUGUCGAUGGCUGCUCGGCAGCCGUCUCCUAUUGGAAAAAAGCCUACGUAAACUUUGGCGAACUCCCGCCCGAAUACAACAAAGACACAGAUGUGUAUAAGGAUAGCCGUAACCUCUCUCUUGUGGCCCUGUACAACCCGAAUGAGGGCGCCACACUUGACUGCGCCUACAUCACUUGCCCUAUCUCAACUGCGACCACCACAGCCGCCCCCACCACUACCAGCUCUGCAGCCGUCUCCUAUUGGAAAAAAGCCCACGUAAACUUUGGCGAACUCCCGCCCGAAUACGAGGAUAAAAAUGACGUAUAUGCCGAUAGCCAGAACAUGUCACUUGUGGCCCUGUACAACCCGAAGGAGGGCGCCACACUUGACUGCGCCUACAUCACUUGCCCUAUCUCGACUGCGACCACCACAUCCGCCCCCACCACUACCAGUGCUACUACAAGCAGCUCCUCCUCGAACGAUGCAGGCGGAUCUGGCGGAGGUACCGGAGGUAGCGCAGGUAGCGGAGGUGGCGGAGGUACUGGAGGUAACGGAGGUAGCGGAGCUGGCGGAGAUAGCGGAAGUAGCGGAAGUAGCGGAGAUAACGGAGGUAGUUUUUUCAGUGCCGAGCGAAGAGCUGGGGUUUCAGCGAGCAGAGGUUUCGAGGGUCGGGCGUCAGCAGCCGCUCCCAUAUUCUACCCUGUUUCCCGUGAAGGAGACUCUGGAGACCCUCAGAGGACUGGACCAUCCGUUCGGCGCCUCUCCACUACCUCAGAAACGGUUACCGGCCUCGUUUGCCUCACCAACCCUGCGGCUCUUGUAGAUGGACAAAAACCCUUCACUCAGCAACUGUGGUUCCAUCUGCGUGUUGUUGUGUUCCUCCUGUCGGCGCAUUUUCAUUCGUUGUCCGCCUGCGCCCCUUGUGUCUUCAAGGUGCUGCUUAGUGCCGUCUAA